AUGAACUUCUUGGCCAAGCACUUCUUCGAUUACCAAUCUUUUGUCAAUCUUCCUCAAAAGGCCGUCCAGCUCCACAAAACAGUAAGUUUUUACUGCUUUCUUAAUCCCCGUUCCUUUCAAUAUGAUGGAUGAUAUACCUUACAGCCCUACUCUGAAGCCGGAGUAGAUCCCUCAGCAGCAUGGGCGCCCAAGAAUAUGCAGGUUCAGGGAAAGAAUAUGUCUUCCCCGGGGGCACGGGCAAAUAGAAAUAAUAUUGAACAGAGACCGGGAUGUCAUCGACAUGGAAGACCGAGUAAAUUGGAGAACAGAAGAUGGGGAGAGAGACACAGCGGUAUGUAGGUUACAUUAUGUUUUGUAAAUGAUCUAUCAAGUACAAUAUUUUGAUUCGUAGAUCUGAAGGAAGAGAGAAUUAUCCCCCAUAAGGACGAGUGGAUGUCCUCUUUGGAUGGGGAUUUCAAACAUUUCGAUGAGGAGUCAGACGAGGAUGAGGAUGCCCUCGAAUUAAUACCCAGGUGUCUGAGAGUAAGUCAUCAUUUUAAAGGUAAUUAUUUACAGAAUAAAAGACUUUUGGAUGCACAAUUGCUGGUUAUAAUGACAUUAACAGCCAGACUUGAGUUUGUGACAAUUACUAUUAAAAAGAUUCGAGGACUUAAAAACUUGAAAAGUAAGGAUUGAUGUGAUUACGAUUACUUUUUGCAGAUCCAGUUGUGAGAAUCCGUCAUUUUGAUGGGAUUGCGUUGGUUGAAGAGAGGACAACCACAUUACGGGAGAUAGAAAUCUCAGUAAAAGAUACUGUGGGGAAUGGAGGACCUUCAAGGUAUGGAAUUAUUCAUAUCGUUGAGCACUUAAAACAUUUAUUUAAGAGCACCAUCCAGUCCCCAACUCCGAUCAAAUCAUAUCAAUCGAGUAAAUGUCCAAAGAAGGGCCAUCUCAAGACAAGGAUCGGAGAAAACGAAAGAAAACAACGAAUUCGGAAUCAGCGAGUCUUUUCUCCUCAGGGUAAAUCCGAAUAAACUUAACUCGUCCUAUGUGAUUAUACAGGUAGGACAUAUUCCUUGUGGAGAUAACUCUUUCUUCAGGUAUUUGCAUCAAGAUUUGUAACGGCAAAGCGGCCGAAUCCCCUAAAACCGGAAGAAAACAUGAUCUUGGUGGAAGAAAUCAUCGAGGAAGUGGGAGUUUGCGUGAUCGGGGCCUCUAAAGUUUCCUCCCGAGGGCUCUAUCAUUGGCGACAGAUGAUCAAAAAACAUGGCCAUCCAGUUUGUGCCUGGCAUUAUCUUUUUGGGGGUGCCCCGAAAUGUGAAGACUCCCCUCAAUCACAGAAUCCUCAGCCUCAGAAGUCUCUCACGGAAUCAGAAACAGCAGAACGGGUGUAA
Messenger RNA from Bursaphelenchus xylophilus (pine wood nematode), 1373 nucleotides. The record is from the annotation of a GenBank genome assembly. NCBI's taxonomy places the organism in Eukaryota, Metazoa, Nematoda, Chromadorea, Rhabditida, Aphelenchoididae.